GAACCGGUCUAUCAUCGAGCCGCUCGCUGGAACCCUCACCGUGGGAUAAGCAACGCGAUCCAGCUGAAGGGGCGGAGCUUUCAAAACUCCACCACCUCGAUCUCAUCGACUAGCCACUACCUUCUCAUUAUAACUCUCUCGAUCUCUAUCUCUGCCCCCUUCUCCGUUCUAGCUGAUCCCAGCGCUGCACUCUCUUCCGGUUUUAGGUUCACUCAUGGACUCCAUUGUCUACUGCAAGUCUCCGAGCUUGCCUACUACGGGUUUGUUUCCCAGAUUUGCUGGGGGAAUAAAAAGCUCAAGAUGUAUCUCCAGGCUGGGAUGGGCUUCCAAUUUCAGCAGCAUAUGUUCUCCAAGAAGAAAUGCCCGCAUGACCAGGAGAUCAAACAAUCACGGUGGAGCCCUUUGUGCAACCUGUCAGGCUGAGAAGAUUCUUGUGGCUAAUAGAGGAGAAAUUGCUGUCAGAGUUAUUCGAACUGCACAUGAAAUGGGAAUACCUUGUGUUGCUGUGCACUCCACAAUAGACCAGGAAGCUCUUCAUGUGAGGCUAGCAGAUGAAGCUGUAUGCAUUGGUGAAGGUCCAAGUAGUCAGUCGUAUUUGGUGGUUGAAAAUGUCCUAGCUGCUGCCAUCAAUCGUGGUUGUACUAUGUUACAUCCUGGUUAUGGUUUCCUGUCCGAGAAUGCUAAUUUUGUUGACACCUGCAAACAACGCGGUAUCAACUUUAUUGGCCCCAAUCCUGACAGCAUUCGAGUAAUGGGGGAUAAGGCUACAGCUAGGGAAACAAUGAAGAACGCGGGUGUUCCCACAGUACCUGGAAGCGAGGGAUUGCUGCAGUCAACAAAUGAAGCCGUGAAGCUUGCUAAUGAAAUUGGCUUUCCAGUCAUGAUCAAGGCAACUGCAGGUGGAGGAGGACGUGGAAUGCGUCUAGCUAAAGAACCAGAGGAGUUUGUGAAACUACUACAGCAAGCCAAAAGUGAGGCACAAGUUGCAUUUGGAAAUGAUGGAGUUUAUUUGGAGAAAUAUAUCCAGAAUCCAAGGCACAUUGAGUUUCAGGUUCUUGCCGAUAAGUAUGGAAAUGUCGUACAUUUUGGAGAGCGUGAUUGUAGUAUCCAGAGAAGAAAUCAGAAGCUUCUAGAGGAAGCUCCAUCCCCUGCUUUGAACCCAGAACUCCGGAAGGCUAUGGGUGAUGCAGCGGUGGCAGCUGCUGCAUCUAUAGGUUAUGUAGGUGUUGGCACUAUUGAGUUUCUCCUUGAUGAACGAGGCUCUUUCUACUUUAUGGAGAUGAACACCAGGAUACAGGUAGAGCAUCCUGUCACAGAAAUGAUUUCUUCAACUGACUUGAUUGAGGAACAGAUUCGCGUAGCUCUUGGAGAGAGGCUGAGAUACAAACAGGAAGAUAUUGUUCUAAGAGGGCAUUCAAUUGAAUGCCGCAUUAAUGCGGAAGAUGCCUUCAAAGGUUUUCGUCCCGGGCCUGGUAAGAUCACAUCAUACUUGCCAUCUGGAGGUCCAUUUACUAGAAUGGAUAGUCAUGUUUACCCAGGCUACGUGGUGCCCCCAACUUAUGAUUCCCUACUUGGAAAGCUUAUUGUUUGGGCACCAACCAGGGAGAAAGCAAUUGAAAGAAUGAAAAGGGCCCUGGAUGACACUGUUAUCACAGGAAUUCCUACAACUAUUGACUAUCAUAAGCUAAUUCUUGAAAUUGAGGACUUCAAAAAAGGAAAAGUGGACACUGCAUUCAUACCAAAGCAUGAGCAGGAACUGGCUGUACUCCAGGAACGGGUCCUAUCUACCGCAGGCAGCAACUAAAUGAUCAGGCCUGCUGAGUCAAACUGAAUCGUUUGCCUCCGAUUUUUUCAGUACAAUGUAUUUGUUUCCAAGCACUAAGAGAAUAACACAAAGAUAGCUUGCGUCCCAUGAGAUGUGGACUUUGAGAUGGAAUCCAUUUUUCUUCUUUUUGGAAUUUUCUUUUGCAUUUAUUAAGCGCUGAGACGAUAUCAUAUCUACAGGAAUCGCCCAAAGAACUGAUAUUUUUGUUUGAGGUGUGAUUGAUGAUUACAACUUAAUUAAUCAAACGCCUUGUAAUGUGAAGAUUCUUAAUGGAGUGCUGGUGGUAAUCAUCUCAUCUACAA
Zingiber officinale is the source of this 2127-nucleotide messenger RNA. Its product is annotated as biotin carboxylase 2, chloroplastic-like. Gene Ontology annotation, molecular function: metal ion binding; ATP binding; ligase activity. The coding region runs from base 215 to 1804 and encodes 529 amino acids. The record is from RefSeq and is a predicted model, not a curated record. NCBI's taxonomy places the organism in Eukaryota, Viridiplantae, Streptophyta, Magnoliopsida, Zingiberales, Zingiberaceae. The transcript is spliced from 17 exons.